Plasmopara halstedii is the source of this 576-nucleotide messenger RNA. RefSeq names its product Trypsin. Gene Ontology annotation, biological process: proteolysis. Lineage: Eukaryota; Oomycota; Peronosporomycetes; Peronosporales; Peronosporaceae. Bases 1 to 576 code for a protein of 191 amino acids. The record is from RefSeq and is a predicted model, not a curated record. Gene Ontology annotation, molecular function: serine-type endopeptidase activity. The transcript has a single exon.
AUGGAUCAGAAUCCUUUGUAUGCGGCAGUUGGAACGCGCUUUUCUAACGGCUCGACAGACGUCGAAGCGUUGAAGAUUUUGGGUAAUGACACUCAUCCGGACUACAAUAGUCUUGAUCGCUCUUACGACUUUGCCAUCGUGAUGCUAGACGGGGUAAGCCGGUUCCGUUUCGCACAGCUGCCAUUACCAACUGAAGCUUCUCGUACUAUCUCUCCUGAUACGUUAACGACUACAUUUGGAUGGGGAAGUACGGAUCCAACCAAGUGCGACGCCGUAGCUGAAGAGCUACACAGCGUCGAUCUUCCGGUAUGGGAUAACGAAGCCUGCCGAAAAGCAUUGGGCUUUGAUUUUAUUGACGAUAAAUUUAUCUGUGCUGGCGGUGAAGAGGGUAAGGGACCCAUGCUGGUUGACAUGGGUGGCCCUCUUGUCAUAAAGGAGAAUGACAAAUUUGAGGUGGUUGGUAUGCUGAGCUACGCGUUAGAGGGUGCAAAGGGUAAGCCGUCGGUGUUUGGAAAUUUGGCGAAAGCGCUUCCGUGGAUCUAUAACUAUCUUGCAGUCCUAACAAGUCACCGUUAA